ACCAUGAUCGGCAAUGAGGCCGCACAUUAGAUGGAAGUGACAUCUACAGACGGGGCCCCGGAGACUGAGAAAGGGUUUUCAGCCCUUCCGCAGGUCUCCCACGACCUCGUGGCCACCUGUGCUGUGCAGGAGGAGGAAAUCCUUCACCUGGAGCAGACACUGGACCAGAUGCUCGCACGGGUGCAGGCGUUGGAGAAACAGCCAGCUGCUGUAGCAGGCGCAGAGCCUUCCACCCUUACCACCCGUGUGCAAGUUUUGGAGGAUGACGUCAACAACAUCAAGCGUGUGCAUCAGGACUUCCGAACGUCGCAGCAAGCAACGAACUUGCAGUUGGAGACGCAGGUACAGGCUGCUGCCACCGUGACGCCCGCCGCCGCAUCCUCCCGGCGCCCACCCAAACUGGAUGACAUUCCAGUUUUCUGCGAUCAGUCCAGUGCUUGUACCACCGAUCUGGUGGUGCAUGUCAACAUGUCAAGCAUGGCUGGACAACAUCUUGACCAGCCACGGCGUAGCAGUGUCGGAACUGCACACCAAGCUCACUUGGCAGGAGUUGACGGAUGUCUCGCACAAGCGAUUCCAAGUGGAGCCGCCCGACCUGCAAGCGAUGGACAAGCUCAACAAGAUCCAUCAGAAUACGCUCCUCAGUCAGGACUGGAUUACCGAGUUCCAAAGACUCCCCGGUACAAAGCUAACCGCCACAAAUGCGAGUUUGUCCGGCAAGAGCUUGAAUACUUGGGUCAUUUUGUCUCUCCAGAAGGCAUUCGUCCGUUGGUGGCCAAGAUUCAAGCCAUCCCGGAGUGUCCCGAGACGAAGAAUGUUACGGACGUCCGAUCCUUCCUCGGCUUGGCUGGUUAUUAUCAGCGCUUCAUCAAGGGUUACUUGAAGAUCGCGGCCAACCUAAGCAAGUUACAAAGCGAGGAGCGGCCUUUUGACUUCUACGACAACGCGUGCCAUUCUUUUGAGACACUCAAAGCGGCACUCUCGUCCGCCGAGGUGUUACAUAUUUACGACCUGCUUCUAGCUACGCGAGUCACUACCGAUGCGUCGGGCUAUGGCAUUGGGGCCGUCCUUGAGCAGCACGAUGGCACGGACUGGCACCCCGUCGAGUACUUUAGCAAGAAAGUACCUCCCGUGCAUUCGAUCGACGAUGCACGGAAGAAGGAGCUUCUUGCCUUCGUCCACGCACUCAAGCGUUGGCGACAUUUCCUCCUUGGUCGGAAAGCAUUCCGAUGGGUAACGGAUAACAAUCCGUUGGUAUUCUACAAGUCGCAAGACACGAUUAACAGUACCAUUGCCCGUUGGAUGGCUUUCAUCGACCAGUUUGACUUUUUCCCCGAUCACAUUCCCGGGAAGUCAAACCGUUUUGCGGACGCCCUCUCACGGCGACCGGAUCUUUGCAGCGCAGUCUACUCUACCUUCGAGAUCGAGGAUGACUUGCGGGAGAGCUUCAUCCGCGCCUAUCAAGCCGACCCCCACUUUCGCGACAAGUACGCGAAUUGCUCCUCUCCGAAUCCGGUGCCUUCGCAUUAUCGGAUCCAAGAGGGCUACUUACUUGUGCAUUCACGRGGUAAGGAUCUUCUUUGUGUGCCGAAUGAUUCACACUUGCGCACACGACUUCUUGGCAAGUUUCAUGAUGCGCCUGCCUCUGGACAUUUUGGUGUCAACCGUACACUUGGCCGACUUCGCCAGCGGUUCUAUUGGGCCGACCUUCUCAAGGACGCCACCCGCUAUUUGCCGGACCGGCCAAUCUCUCACGAGAUCAUACUUGAGGCCGGCACCGUGCCACCGAAAGGAUGCAUUUAUCGCAUGUCCGAGGAGGAGCUCACGGUUGUCCGUGCGCAACUCAACGAUCUACUCAACAAGGGUUGGAUCCGCCCUAGCAGCUCACCUUACGGUGCGCCCGUUCUCUUCGUUCGGAAGAAGAACAAGGACCUUCGACUUUGCAUUGACUACCGACGCCUCAACGCGCAAACCAUCAGGAACGCGGGGCCUCUACCUCGCAUUGACGAUUUGCUUGAGCGGUUGGGCGACGCCAAGUACUUUUCGAAGUUGGACCUCAAGUCGGGCUACCAUCAGAUUUCCAUCCGCCCGCAAGAUCGGUACAAAACCGCGUUUAAGACACGAUAUGGGCAUUUUGAGUGGGUAGUUAUGCCUUUUGGCCUCACCAAUGCCCCGGCCACCUUUCAGGCGACCAUAAACACAGAGUUUCGCGCUAUGUUGGACCGCUUGGUUUUGGUCUACUUAGACGACAUCCUCGUCUAUAACCGAACUCUAGAGGAGCAUCUCAACCACCUUCGCCGUGUUCUAGAGACUCUUCGGUCAGCCCGGUACAAAGCUAACCGCGACAAAUGCGAGUUUGUCCGGCAAGAGCUAGAAUACUUGGGUCAUUUUGUCUCUCCAGAAGGCAUUCGUCCGUUGGUGGACAAGAUUCAAGCCAUCCCGGAGUGUCCCGAGACGAAGAAUGUGACGGACGUCCGAUCCUUCCUCGGCUUGGCCGGUUAUUAUCAGCGCUUCAUCAAGGGUUACUCGAAGAGCGCGGCCAACCUAAGCAAGUUACAAAGCGAGGAUCGGCCUUUUGACUUCGAUGACAACGCGUGCCAUUCUUUUGAGACACUCAAAGCGGCGCUCUUGUCCGCCGAGGAGUUACAUAUUUACGACCCGCUUCUAGCUACGCGCGUCACUACCUAUGCGUCGGGCUAUGGCAUUGGGGCCGUCCUUGAGCAGCACGAUGGCACGGACUGGCACCCGGUCGAGUACUUUAGCAAGAAAGUACCUUCCGUGCAUUCGAUCGACGAUGCACGGAAGAAGGAGCUUCUUGCCUUCAUCCACGCAUUCAAGCGUUGGCGACAUUUCCUCCUUGGUCGGAAAGCAUUCCGAUGGGUAACGGAUAACAAUCCGUUGGUAUUCAACAAGUCGCAAGACACAAUUAACAGUACCAUUGCUCGUUGGAUGGCUUUCAUCGACCAGUUUGACUUUUUCCCCGUUCCCGGGAAGUCAAACCGUUUUGCGGACGCCCUCUCACGGCGACCGGAUCUUUGCACCGCAGUCUACUCUACCUUCGAGAUCGAGGACGACUUGCGGGAGAGUUUUAUCCGCGGCUAUCAAGCCGACCCCCACUUUCGCGACAAGUACGCGAAUGGCUCCUCUCCGAAUCCGGUGCCUUCGCAUUAUCGAAUCCAAGAGGGCUACUUACUUGUGCAUUCACGGGGUAAGGAUCUUCUUUGUAUGCCAAAUGAUUCACACUUGCGCACACGGCUUCUUGGCAAGUUUCACGAUGUGCCUGCCUCCGGACAUUUUGGUGUCAACCGUACACUUGGCCGACUUCCCCAGCGGUUCUAUUGGCCCGACCUUCUCAAGGACGCCACCCGCUAUUAUGAGUUGUGCGAAGUCUGUCGGCGUUGCAAGUCACGCAACCAUCGUCCAUUCGGCGAGCUACACCCAUUACCAGUACCCCUUGGGCCACGGGAAGCAAUUGCUAUGGAUAUCACCUGCCCCUUCCCGAAGCACAAGACCGGCGUUGAUGGGAUCCUCACGGUCGUCGACCGCCUCACCAAGUACGCCAUAGUUUUGCCUUGUUCGGCUCGCCACGCUCAAACCGGGACACUCGUUGGAUUCGCUCCAAGGGCUAGAUUCUCCGGUUGGAUUCGCUCCAAGGGCUACCCCAAGCAGAUCAUUUGGGACCGAGACACUCGCUUUCUCUCCGACUUUUGGGUCGCCCUCGUCAAGCGAUAGGGCUCAUCUUUGAGGCCGAGUUCGGCUCGCCACCCUCAAACCGAUGGUCAAACGGAAAUGGCGCAUUAGACCGCUCAAGUCCUUCUCCGCACUCUCAUCCGUCCCGACCAGGUUGAUUAGGUUGAGCGCUUGCCAGACGUUGAGUUGGCUUACAACUCAUCGAUCCACCCGGCUAUCAGGAUGUCGCCGUUCGAGUUUGAGCAUGGUUCACUCAUCUCAUCCCCGCUGGACGCUACUUUGCCGCGCACAGCCGAGAGC
Messenger RNA from Chara braunii, 3990 nucleotides. Lineage: Eukaryota; Viridiplantae; Streptophyta; Charophyceae; Charales; Characeae. The record is from the annotation of a GenBank genome assembly.